Messenger RNA from Chaetomium fimeti, 3214 nucleotides. RefSeq lists its product as uncharacterized. The record is from RefSeq and is a predicted model, not a curated record. Gene Ontology annotation, molecular function: RNA binding; protein binding. Gene Ontology annotation, cellular component: nucleolus. Bases 105 to 2789 code for a protein of 894 amino acids. NCBI's taxonomy places the organism in Eukaryota, Fungi, Ascomycota, Sordariomycetes, Sordariales, Chaetomiaceae. Gene Ontology annotation, biological process: ribosomal small subunit biogenesis. The transcript is spliced from 2 exons.
CGCAUCGAGGUGGUCGUCUGAACGAUCAGUUGACGCCGCCGUUGGGAGCUUCCUCGCUCAUAAACCACCGCGGCAUCCAUUACGAAAACCAGAGAUAAGGAGCAAUGCCACCACAAGGAAUCAAGAAGCCAACGCUUCCGCUCCACCUCCUGAAGGAGCUGGGCGCUUCAGACUCGAAUUCGGGGCAAAAGCGAGGGAGCGGGAUAGGAGCCGUUACAUCGAGGAAGGACCGCCGCAAGGCCGAGAGACAGCAAUCGCGGGUCAAUCGCUCCACGGCCGGCCGGAAUCACCACGCCGAGCGGUCGACUCCGAACCGUAGCACCACCACUUCACACCGAGUCGAGAAAUCCGGGGUCAGGAACAAGGCCGGGAGCCGAGAUGCGCCAAAACCCAUCCUAAAGACACGGAGGCAAGAGCCCGAGGAGGAGGAAGAGGAAGAUGACGGUGAAGAUUUCGAAGGACUUGACGACGACGACGACGACGACGGGGUGGAUCUCUCAGACGGAGUUCUGGACGAAGAUUCUGAAGGACUCGGAGAGGAUAGUGAGGAUGAGGACGAAAAUGGCGAAGAAGUUGUGGAUCCAGCACCACAACGAAAACUCUCGAGGACCGUGAAAGAAAAGCUCGCGCAGGACGAUGCCGAAAUUGCGGAUCUUGAAAGAAGACUCGGGUUGAAGAACCGCAAAAGUCUACCCCAAUCCUUCAAGGAUGACGGCCUCGGCGAUCUUCUGGAUGGUUUGGGUGGCAGCUUCGAUGAGGAGAAACAAGACAAGCGGAAGCGCAAAGCUGAAGCAGACGACUGGUUGUCUCAAAAGAGGAGGAAGGCUGAAGCAGCGGCGGCGGCGCAAAAGCGACCACAGCCUGAUCCUACCGAGAGCGACGAGGAUGUUGGGGAUUCAGACGAAAUCGAUGAAGAUGAGGGUAGCUUGGACGGUGAAGAUAUGGGGGACGCGGACUCUGACGAGGACAUGGAAGAAGACGAUCAAGCGCAGAACCAAGACGACUUCGAAGGUUUUGAUUCCGGAGACGAGGAGGACACACAAGAACAGCCGCAGAAGCGGGUCCGCGAGAACCCCUAUGUUGCGCCUACGACAGGACAAUCGGCGAAAUACGUGCCUCCAUCACUGCGUAAAGAGUCCGGGUCGGACUCCGAAUUGUCCGCACGGGUUCGCCGGCAGACCCAAGGUUUGGUCAAUAGGAUAACCGAGUCCAACCUGUUGACCAUCAUGGCGGAGAUCGAAAAGCUCUACCGAGAAUACCCCCGACAACACGUUACUUCUUCGCUUGUGGACCUGCUGUUAAUCCAGGUUUGCGAGCCUACCAGUUUACCCGACACACUCCUGAUUCUGUCCGCCGGCUUCGCAACGGCAGCUUACAUGGUUCUUGGGACGGACUUUGGAGGCCAACUAAUACAAGAAGUGGUGGAACGCUUCGAUAACCAUUACGAAGAGGCCAAAGUUGCUGCAUUGGAACGGCCGGACGUACCAAAACAAACGUCCAAUCUCAUCACCUUCGUCUCAGAGCUCUACACGUUUCAGCUGAUUGGCCCCAAUCUCGUCUUCGACUAUAUUCGGAGGCUCUUGGAGAACCUCUCGGAGCUCAACGCUGAGCUACUGCUCAGGAUAGUCCGCAUGUGCGGCCCUACCCUGCGGCACGAUGACCCCAUGGCGUUGAAGGACAUUGUCUCCCUAAUCCCGCCAGCUGUGGCCAAAGCAGGGGAGAAGAAUCUCACCGUCAGAACGAAGUUCAUGAUCGAUACUAUCACUGACCUAAAGAACAACAAGAUGAAAACCGGGGCGGGCGCAUCGGCAGUCAUCUCGGAGCACAUUGUUCGAAUGAAGAAGCUGUUGGGUCAGCUAAAGUCGAGGAAGGUCAAAGCCACCGAACCCAUGCGUGUGGGUUUGAAGGAUAUCCAAGGUGCGGGCAAGGAGGGCAAGUGGUGGCUCGUUGGUGCGAGCUGGGCCGGCCGGUCGACUGGCCAAAAGCGUACGGCAAAAGCCGCUGAUGUGGAGGAUGACAGCAGCGACGACGAGAGCAUCCUGCUUGACGACGUCGAACAAGGGCCAGACCUCGGAGAGCUGGCCAGGGAGCAGGGGAUGAACACCGAAGUCCGGCGCUCGAUAUUCGUCUCCAUCAUGUCGGCCAUGGACUACCAAGACGCCUAUUUCCGCAUCCUCAAACUACGGCUCAACCGGGAGCGGCAGCGGGAGAUCCCUACAGUCAUCAUUCGUUGCGUCGGCGCGGAGCAGCACUACAACCCUUACUAUACUCUAGUUGCCAAGCGGAUGUGCUCAGAGCAGCGCGAAGUCAGGUGGGCAUUCCAGGCUAGCUUGUGGAAGAUGUUUGGAAGGAUGGGAGAGGAAGGGUUUGGCGAGGACGAGUUGGAGGACGAGGAGGAAGAUGAGGCCAUGGAUAUGCGACGGAUCGUCAACACGGCGAAGCUGUUUGGAGCCCUCGUCUCGGGCAGCAGCCUGGGGAUAGUCAUGCUCAAGCGUCUCAACCUGCUCUACUUGCAGAAGAAGACGCGCGACUUUGUCGAGAUUAUGCUCGUCAAUGUGUUGCUGGAAUGCCAAGCCAACGAACAUCCCGAGGAGACCAUCGCCAAAAUAUUUGGUGGUGUUGAGGGGUCCCCUGAUCUGGCGAGGGGCCUACAGUACUUCCUCAAGAAGGUUGUUCGAAAGUCUGACUUGGCUGGCGGCAAGAAGAAUGCGAAGCUUCUCAAGGAGGGGUGCAAGAUGGCUGAGGCGGUUGUUCAAGCGGCAGUAGCUGGCGGCGAGGAUGGAGCAUGAGGAGGGGUAGGGGGUGUGUCCCUCUCCGGCAUCUUGUGGUGUAUCAACACAAUAACUAUUCGAGAUACCCCUAGGCCCGUGCCGCUUGCAUAGGAGUGCGUGUUGGUCCCGGUUUUGGUCCUCCUGCGGCACUGCGACAGCCACAUUAGGAUACCGGGUAGCUAGCUGUACACAAUAUUGUAGAAACCCUCGGCGAUGCGCCCUGGUGUUGCCCCUGAUCACAGCUGCCCGGGCCUUCGCUGUUCGGGACAAACUGCCAAGAGCGAAGAUGUCACAGGUCACGGGUCGGUCUGAGCGUGCGGGAUUUGGUGGCUUAUGGGGACCCAACGAGCCUGCCAUUGGGAGAUCUGCUCGGGAUUGAGAGGCGGGAACCUGAAAUUUAGUGGCUUCGCAGCGAAGCAACCGAGCAUGGAACCCCUGCCCAA